AUGGGUCACAGGGCGGCAGACGCUGCGGCACAGCCACCUGGCCCUCCCACCGCGGAGGAGAAAGCAGGGAACACAGAUGUCACCGGGCGGCUGCGGCAGGAGACAAAGGCUCAGGCGGGUCCUGGGAGCCGCCCCUUCCUCUCCUGCUGCGCCCUCAUUGGACAGUUCCCACCCAGCGUCUCUGAUUGGAUCCGGAGCUGCGCCCGCGCGCUCUGCGUGGCCGUGGCCGUGGGGGCGGCCCCGCCUCGGAGCCCGGGCCCGGAGCGCGUCCGGCGGAGAGCGGCGGGUGCGGAGGACCCGGCGGCCGAGGAGGGGCGGGCGCUGCGGGCGGAAGCGCCGGGACCGGACGGGAGCCCGGGACUGCUGACAUUCAGGGAUGUGGCCAUAGAGUUCUCUCCAGAGGAGUGGGCCUGCCUGGACCCUGCUCAGCGGAAUUUGUAUAGGGAUGUGAUGUUGGAGACCUACAGGAACCUGGUCUUUCUCGAACUUGCUGUCUCUAAGUUGGACCUGCUCACCUUUUUGAAACAAAUGAAAGAGGCCUGUAAUGUAAAAAGAGAUGAGACAGUAGCCAGACACCCAGGUAGGUGGGAGUGCAUGAAGCAGAUAACACAGGGAAUUAAUAUUGGAGAAAACCCAUACAGGUAUAAACUCUAUAAAUGUAAUGAAUGUGGCAAAACCUUCAAGCGUUGUUCACGCCUUACUCAACAUCAGAGAAUUCAUACCAAAGAGAAAUCCCACAAAUGUAAAGAAUGUGGCAAAGCCUUUAACCAUAGGUCACGCCUUACUGAACAUCAGAGAAUUCAUACGGGAGAGAAACCCUAUAAAUGUAAAGAAUGUGGCAAAGUCUUUACUUGUAAUUCACACCUUACUCAACAUCAGAGAAUUCAUACUGGAGAGAAACCCUACCAAUGUAAAGAAUGUGGUAAAACCUUUAACCGUAGUUCACAUCUUACUCAACAUCAGAGAAUUCAUACCGGAGAGAAACCCUACAAAUGUAAAGAAUGUGACAUAUCUUUUACUCAGUUUUCAGUCCUUAGACAACAUCAGAGAAUUCAUACUGGAGAAAAACCCUACAAAUGUGAAGAAUGUGCCAUGUCCUUUUCCCAGUUGGCAAGCCUCAGACAACAUCAGGGAAUUCAUAGUGGAGUGAAACCUCACAAAUGUAACGAAUGUGGGAAAGCCUUUAACCGUAAUUCACGCCUUAUUCAACAUCAGAGAAUUCAUACUGGAGAGAAACCCUACAAAUGUCAAGAAUGUGGUUUUUCCUUUACUCAGUUUUCAAACCUUAGACAACAUCAGAGAAUUCAUACUGGAGAAAAACCCUACAAAUGUGAGGAAUGUGGCAUAUUCUUUACCCAGUCAUCAAGCCUCAGACAACAUCAGAGAAUUCAUGCUGGAGUGAAAGCCCACCAGUGUAAAGAAUGUGGCAAAGCCUUUCACCGAAGUUCACGCCUUACUCAACAUCAGAGAAUUCAUACCGGAGAAAAACCCUACAAAUGUGAAGAAUGUGGUAUAUGCUUUACCCAGUCUUCAAGCCUUAAACACCAUCAGAGAAUUCAUACUGGAGAAAAACCCUUCAAAUGUGAAGAAUGUGGCAUGUCCUUUACCCAGUCGGCAAGCCUCAGACAACAUCAGGUAAUUCAUACUGGAGAGAAACCCUACAAAUGUGAAGAAUGUGGCAAAGCUUUUAGCCGUACUUCACCCCUUACUCAACAUCAGAGAAUUCACACUGGAGAGAAACCCUUCAAAUGUCAAGAAUGUGGCAUGUCCUUUACCCAGUCUGCAAGCCUCGGACAACAUCAGAGAACUCAUACUGGAGAGAAACCCUACAAAUGUGAAGAAUGUGGCAAAGCUUUUACCUGUAUUUCACACCUUACUCAACAUCAGAUAAUUCAUACUACAGAAACCCUAUAG
Molecule: messenger RNA, 1914 nt
Organism: Propithecus coquereli (Coquerel's sifaka)
Lineage: Eukaryota; Metazoa; Chordata; Mammalia; Primates; Indriidae
Product: zinc finger protein 98-like
Exons: 7
Coding region: 1-1914 (637 amino acids)
Biological process (GO): regulation of DNA-templated transcription
Molecular function (GO): RNA polymerase II cis-regulatory region sequence-specific DNA binding; DNA-binding transcription factor activity, RNA polymerase II-specific
Source: RefSeq, a predicted model, not a curated record